AUCGUGGGUCCGAACGCUCAGUUCAUGUCUGGCUCCUUCCUCGGUCACACCAUAUGAAGAUGGCCAAGUUUCUGGUGUGAUCAAGCUGCGGUUUUUGAGCCAGACUAAUAUCCGGCAAGGCACCAAAUUCUAUGAAUCCUACCUUGUAACUAGGCCAGCAGAUUGAAUUUGAAUGUUCAUUGCAACUCGACCUCUAUCCACAGUUGUUGGGUUGAUCCGACGCUCCAUCAGCCCGAGUCUAUGAAUCCUCAUGUCGUCAACCGCUGUAGGCAGAAUCUCCUGGAAUGAUAGGAGCACGAGUCCCCGGUUAGAAGGUGACUUCCUGAUCCUCCCUAACAAAACCGUCUCGGUCGGGAGGGACGAUGCUGCAAACGACGUUGUGCUCCCCGACUUGAGGGUUUCGAGAUGUCAGCUUGAGAUAUUCUGCAUCAUUGUGGAUGAAGAAUGCAAGCAUGCUCCACUCGUAUUUGUGCGCGAUCGAGGGUCCUCAAACGGCACAUGUGUGAACGGUCAGCUCAUUGGAAAGGGGACGAGGCUCUCCCGGGCAAAGCUGCUUGAAGAUGGAGACGUGAUCACCAUUGGCACACAUCCUGACCUGACGCUGAAGUAUAGCUCAUUGCUCCACAUGCAGCCUUCUUAUACUCUGAGUCCCCUCCAGCGGAAGGAAGUUGAGCUCUUCAAGGACAGGUAUAUCAUCUCCAGCCGCACAAUCGGUGACGGAGGCCAUGCUUUGGUCUUCCUGGGCACCGAAGUUGAAACAGGACAGCAAGUCGUCUGCAAAGUUCACGAUAUCAGCCAUUAUUCUACUGAAUCUCAGGAGUUGCGGCGGAUCCGCCAGGAGGCAACCCUGCUAAGCACCUUGGAUCAUCCAAACAUCCUUUCAAUCAAAGCAGCAUUCGAGACUCAUCAGACAAUAUACAUCAUUACUGAACUAGCAACUGGUGGUGAUCUUUACUCGCUCCUUUCAAGGCACGACAGGUUGGAAGAAUACACAGUCCGGUCCAUCAUCCGACAGGUGCUCCGAGGCGUUGUCUACAUCCAUAGCAAGGAUGUCGCCCACCGCGAUAUUAAACCAGAAAAUAUCCUCUGCGGCGUGACCCCUGAAGUCCCAUUGCGAGUCAUGCUCUCCGACUUUGGAGAUUCGGGAAUCGUCGGUCGCCAGAGGAUGAAGUCGGCCGUAGGGACUCGCUUCUACCGAGCACCCGAAUGCUACACUCCUGGCCAAGACCAUGACUUGGCGGUUGACAUCUGGGCAGUUGGUAUGCUCGCCUUGCAGCUAUUUCUCGGGUGUGAGGAGUUUCCAGGGCUUGAUUCGAUACUCUUUCAGAGUCAGGCUGAUGUUGAGGCCUAUGUGACUUUAAUAUUUUCCCUCCCAUCCUACCAUGGACGGAUUUCCGAGGCAGGCAAGAACUUCAUCCGCCACUGCCUGGCAUACGACAGCAAAGAAAGGCCAACGGCCCGCCAGGCUUUCCGUCACAGCUGGCUUCAAGAACCGAAAGACGACCGAAAGUUGUUCAACCAGCUUGAGACGAGGAAUGUCGACUUGUGGAGGCCCCAGCGAGCCAUGUUCCCUGUGAUUCAAGAUCUCAGGGCGGAAUCACUCCUCAGUAUCGGACGCGGAGCUCCUGAUAUGAGGCCAGGUUUGGAAGACAUGGUGUCGCGACACUUCGCGGAUCGGAUAUCAACUCACCCUGCGGCGCCAGGGAUUCAUCUGUUGAAAGAGAGGUGACGAUACCAAACUCAUCACCACUAGCAGGACAUGGCAAUCUGUUUGGAGCCUCUCACCGAUGGAAAGGGAACUGUUAGUAAGAACAGGCGGCGGACCGGCUUAAGAAAAGCGUGAUCCAAACACUGACUGCCGUUGCUAGUGGUUUACGAACCGGAACAUGGCCUUGAGCAUUCAGACCCGCUUUACAUACUACAAGUACAUCUACAUUUGUUUCGCAGAGUUGUAUUGUACACUUAAAGGAGCCGUCCAGGAAGA
Canariomyces notabilis is the source of this 1984-nucleotide messenger RNA. RefSeq names its product kinase-like protein. Bases 251 to 1729 code for a protein of 492 amino acids. The transcript is spliced from 6 exons. The record is from RefSeq and is a predicted model, not a curated record. Gene Ontology annotation, cellular component: nucleus; cytoplasm. Gene Ontology annotation, molecular function: ATP binding; protein binding; protein serine/threonine kinase activity. Gene Ontology annotation, biological process: meiotic recombination checkpoint signaling; protein phosphorylation. Lineage: Eukaryota; Fungi; Ascomycota; Sordariomycetes; Sordariales; Chaetomiaceae.